AUGGGCAUCAUAUCUUCAAUCUCGACUUCUGUUCGAGGAGAUAUCCCCAGUUCGACCCAAUGGUCACAGCCUCCAGUGCCCACGGCAUCAGAAACGCUCACGGCCGUGGCAACUGUGGCAACAUCAGUUCGCGAUGGCGGAAUAGGUGCAGCAGUGGGAGUUGUCGUUGGAAUACUACUGGGUGCAGCGUCUAUGUGGUAUUACUUUCAAAGACCUGUCCCAGUUACCACUCUCGGCCCGAAUGAUUUCAACCAUGCGAAGAUGAUUGUCGGUGCCGGGGUCCAUGUGCAGCCGCCCAAGCCGAAAGAAAAGCUCACUCGUAACGCUGUACUGGACUUUUAUCAGCUGGAUGGUCCUGAUUGUCUUGUUGGACGCACUAUUCCAAACAAGGUCGGAGAGAUAAGCGCCGGCACCACACGGCACGUCGACUACUACUAUCAUCUCGACAAAGUCUCGAGUCUCCCCGACAAUUUUGACGAGGCUCUUAGCCGUUUUGUUCCAGACGAAAAGGAGGCCGCCACUCUCAAAGCCCUACUAAUCGAUCCAUUCUCUCGUGACCUCGCAAUUUGCCACUUGAUAGCGCGUGCUUUCUGGACAAAUCUUGACGUACAUAGCGUUGGGCCCCUCUCCCUUCUCCCGCCAACGGUCACCGAGUUCAUGACAUCCCUCCCGUUUUCCUAUGAAACCGCAGCACCUGAAGGUAGCCUCUCCCCUCCAAUCUACUCCAAUUUGAACUUCGCUAAUGAACAAUGGGGCUUCUCAGGUCGCCAGGGAUUGAUAGCUUGGAGAACGGUUACUGCAUUCCUCAUGAAACACGAUUAUUUUCUGGCCGGUCCCUUGAAGCCGCCACCGAGCAUCGAACCGCAGAUGAAAAAGCUCGUUGCCGCGAUCAGCGAUGUGUUGGCUCCUUUUGCCAGGGACGAUAUGCCCGAAGACUGCCCCUGUGACUACAUCCACCACCUCGAAACAGGGCUCGGCAAUCGUUACCUCGAACUUGGCUACCAGAUAUUCUCCAAUCCACUUGAAUUCCACUUCGUAUUCGAGCCAGCACCCAGCAUGGAAACCGGACUCGUCACUGCCCCAGGCUUAGCCGUACUCAGCUCUUGGUACGGAGAGCCCCUCGACAGACCAGGGAUGGUCGAUGGGUAUCCUCUAAUUCAAGUGCCAAGGGUGAAAGUGAUUCUUGGGCCGGGCGAUAAUUACGAAGAAAAAAUGAAAGAAGGAGACAGACUCGUUGCAGAGCGCCUCAAGGAGCUUGAGGAGCAGAGGCUAAAAGCAGAACAUGAGGAGCCCCCUGAGGAAGAGGAAACAGGCCUCCAUAACAACUGUCUGGUAUACCGUUGA
Messenger RNA from Pochonia chlamydosporia 170, 1344 nucleotides. RefSeq lists its product as hypothetical. NCBI's taxonomy places the organism in Eukaryota, Fungi, Ascomycota, Sordariomycetes, Hypocreales, Clavicipitaceae. The coding region runs from base 1 to 1344 and encodes 447 amino acids. The record is from RefSeq and is a predicted model, not a curated record. The transcript has a single exon.